Messenger RNA from Anoplophora glabripennis (Asian longhorned beetle), 4127 nucleotides. RefSeq names its product lateral signaling target protein 2 homolog. The transcript has 5 exons. Lineage: Eukaryota; Metazoa; Arthropoda; Insecta; Coleoptera; Cerambycidae. The coding region runs from base 310 to 2718 and encodes 802 amino acids. Gene Ontology annotation, cellular component: early endosome membrane. The record is from RefSeq and is a predicted model, not a curated record. Gene Ontology annotation, molecular function: metal ion binding.
GUGAGUCACUUGUUUUUAACAGACGUUUUGUUGUGUCAAAGUGGUUGUACUUCAUGUGACAUCGGUUCCUAGUUCCCAGAUUGCAAGAAUGAAAUAAAAAAAAUGAUCUGUGCGAGUCGAUAGAGAGCAACCCCUCUCGAGAUUCCCUACGAAAACGUGUUCUGAAAUACCCGUUACCAAGCGAACAACAUGGUUUCUUGUAGUGCUCUAAUUAGUUGUACAUAUUUAAACAAUAAUUUUGCGAGGUUUAUUUGAACAAGAUAAUGCCAUUAUAGUGCCCAAACCAAGGCAGCGUGCUUGCUAUUUAAGAUGGAUUCCAUCAGAAAAUGGUUGUACAAGCCAAAGAGGGACGACAAAUCCCUGCUGGCCCAGUUUUUCUACGCAGACGAAGACCUGAACAUCGUGGCCAACGAACUGGACAGCUUCGACGGUCGCAAAGAUCCUGAACGCUGCACCACGUUGGUCAACCAGCUGCGCCAGGCCCAGGACAAGGUUCUCACCGUCACCAACGCCAUCAUGGACGUGCUGAUAGGUGACGAGCGGGCUAACAGGGACUUUCGGGUUAAGUUCCCAGAAGACGUCCUCCAGGAAAACCUGGCAGGGCAGCUGUGGUUUGGAGCUGAGUGUCUCGCCGCCGGUUCCUCUAUAAUGAACCGAGAAGCGGAGAGCACCGCCAUGCGUCCCCUUGCCAAGGCCGUCACCAAGAGCCUGGAGAAUGUACGGAAUCUCCUGCGGGCCGCCUGCCUUCGAAAUAACACCCCCAACGGCCCCAUCAAGCUCGACUCCAACGAACUAGUCACAGAGAUGCUGCUCGAGAGCCUCAAGAUUUUCGAUAAACUUUUCGCGGAAUUCGAACUGGCCUACGUGAGUGCUAUGGUGCCUGUGAAAUCCACCCAGGAGUACGAGCUCCAGGAGCUCAUCGGCGUACUCUUCUCAGAGACCCUCCAACGGGCCCUGAAGAUGAGGCUGCUGACUCAGGAGAUGGUCGACGAUUGUGAUCCCGCGCUGAUGUUCACCAUCCCCCGAUUGGCGAUAGUUAGCGGCCUUCUCAUCUUCCCGAACGGGCCCCUGUGCAUCGACAAAUCCGUGGAGGAGAUGAGCGAGAUGUUCCGACCGUUUAGGACUUUGCUUCAUAAGAUACGCGAGUUGUUGUGGACCUUAAACAAGAGGGAAUUGUACAUGCUAGAGAAAUUGCUGUGUGAUAACGAACAGAUUAGUGACGUGAAGGCGGUGAGUGACGUAGACGUGCAGAGUGACUUGGACUACUUCAUAGGACAGUUUUAUAACGACUAUCCCCUCUGUAAUGAUUACAUUUCUACUUUUGGUAAAGACGAAAGACCUCCUAAGGAGGAAAUAAGUGUUCAUCAGGGAACUAUACAACGAAGCCCUACCACUGUAACAGUGGAUGUACCCUCCACAUCGGGCUAUUUAAUCGCAAACAGCGUGGCGCACAGUUGCGUACCCAAUCUUUUGGCUAACGCUGUAAGAGGGGACUCGCCUCCAGAUCACGACUCCCUGGAGGUGAUAUCCGAAGCAGCGGCAACACUGUCUUCGAUCCUCACCACCGAGGAGGUGGUCGCUUCCAAAACGUCCAAAGUCAAGUUGAACGCCGAGGACUUAGAAUCGCCCAACGAUUCGGGGAUAUGCACUGAAACCACCAGCUUAGACAGAUCACCAAGCCUAGACCUGAACGAGACGAAGAACUGCCAAUGCGCUGGGAACUCCUCUUCGGCGAUGUGCAGGUGUUACUCCAAGAUACCCGCAGAUACUGCUGGUGGCAGGAAAGCCCUACACGCUCAAACGGAUCUUUCCCCUGUGGGAAGCAGAUUAAUCCCCAGGUCGGCCUUUCCCGUGAGGAAGAAAAAAGUGAUAAAAAGGACGACAGACAGCAUUGCAGACGAGGAUUCCUCGAGCACUGGCAGUUCGGAGACCUCUUCGUUUAACAGCAAUUGUGCCGAUGACGAGGAGAUAGCGUUGGCGCUGCAAGCCGCCGAAUUCGCAAGUAGGAAUGAAGUUCGGGCUAAGUACAGGUCAAGUGAGGAUCUCAUCCAUCGCCUCUUUGUCUGCAUCGCUGGAGUGGCCGACCAACUUCAAACCAAUUUUGCAUGCGAUCUGCGCAACAUCCUCAAGUCCGUUUUCCUCAUAAAUGCCUCCGAUGCCACUGAACCUGCCAAAAGUCUGGAAAACAGCACAUUAGAAGCUUCCAUCGAGUACCAUCCCUCUGAACAUGACGUCAUAGAGAACGAGUUCUCUGUGGACCCCAACAUUCUAGCUCAAGAAGCCUUAUUUGACACCAAUGUGUACUUCCACUUGGAUAACGAGGACUGUCCCGUUUCUGAUUAUUCCAACCAUCCAAGGCAGAUCCAAGCAGACGAACGCAGUCUGCAUUCGCUAUCUUCGGACCUUACCAGAUAUGCGUCUUUAAGGGAAGACUUCGUCAACCUUCAUCCUGCAGUUGCUCAAGAGCCCGAAAUCAACCACUAUGAAGCCCAGGAGAGGCCGCCUGUUUGGAUUCCGGAUGUGGAGGCUCCAAAAUGCAUGAGCUGUGGUGCUAAUUUCACAGUGGUCAAGAGACGGCAUCACUGCAGGAACUGUGGGAAAGUAUUCUGCGCUAGGUGUUCAUCCAACAGUGUACCUCUGCCCAAAUUUGGGCACGUCAAACCCGUCAGGGUUUGUAAUAAAUGUUUCAUAUACAAUUUAACACCAUUUACCAUGUGAUUACUUUUAUGGUUGUUCCACUUUGUACUUAAAAGCAUGAUGAAAGAGAGUGAAUUGUAUGUCAUACGUUUCACUUUAAAAUGGAAGUCCUAAUCCUGGCAUGUUUUUAAUCUGUGAUUAUUUCGUAUAUUAUGUUGCUCAAAGCUUGUAAAAAAAGAAAUCUCGACCCCGUUUCUGGUGAGCUAGGCGGCCAUUCCAAUGUCUGAUAUUGACAAAUUUAUAAUACAUUUAAUAAUUGGUUUGUAUAAAAUAAUGAAAUGUCAAAUGAGGUCAGCCAUAAGGUUUUUCUGAUAUUCAGAGAUAUUUAUUCUUAAUGAUUAUGAUGCCUACAGGACAUAGUUAUUACAUUAUAUCGACUAUUUAUGACUGGGACAUAGAAAAUAACGCAAUAGACUAUUACAAUUUAUAUGAAUAAAUCUUUUAAAAAUGAUCCAGAGGAAUCAGAUCUGGUAAUUUGACAGGCCACUUUGACUGACUCUUUCCUGAGUUCUAUCGCAUAGUAUCUGAAAUUUACAUCUGUAGGCCUUCUAGAUUUGACCAAGGAAGCUGCUGGCUGUGUUGACUACUAGCGACUAUUAAGCAUAAUUAACAAUGUCCAAGUUAGUAAAUUUUCUAUAGACAAGACAUCAUUAGUAGAACAUUAAAAUAAAAAUGACUUAACUUACUAACUACAUAUUUACUUGAGUGACUCUUUGCCAUGCUGAUUUUUAUUUAGCUGGCAGGCUUCUGCUGCUAACAGAGAGGAAGAGAGAGAAAGAGUACUUCAUAUUUUUAUUAUUAGUAAAUUAUAUUAGAUGAAUAAAAUUUUAUAAAACUUGAUGUAGUAUAUGUGGAUUCUUGGUAAAAUAUUUUGAAGAAGAAAUAUGUUACAUCAACAUUUCCUAUUUACUAUUAAGAUUUUCGAGUUUUGCCUUAAUAUACCAUAGUUUUAGGAAAAUACGAAAUAUUUUGUAAUGUACACUGCGCCUUUAGCUUUUGCCAGAUUUAUUACGAGAGAAUGUCUAUGAGGUUCACAUAUGGAACAUUAGCGGUUCAUUCUAUCGAAUAGAGAUUGGUAAGACAAUUUAAUGAUGAUGAGUGAGAAGUUUUGCAUACAGUACAGGAUAUUUUGAAAUGUUUAUAGAUUUAACUAAAUAAUAUACUGAGAUUAAUAUUACUAGACUUUUUUUGAUAGCACUGUAGCCAAAUUUUGUUUGUGAAGUAUUGAUUUUUUAACUGUAACGAGAGUAUUACUUCGAGGUUUAUAUUACAAUUCAAACUAAGUAAGUACAAAAAUAAAAACUACUAAAAGUAACUGCUCUCAAUAGUUUUUAAUUUGUUGUACUGAAGUAUUUUGUGAUAAACUUGUAUAUUUUAUUUAUAUGGUUUAUGGGAUUAAUAAGGUCUCCAAUAAAAAUUAUUUUUCAACA